UGGCUUGUUGCUUGUGUUUUGGUCCCGGUCGGAAAAUGAAGCUCCAAGACAAUUCUGAUAAGAUAUCCAUACGUCACCAGGCUAACCAGCCAUCCUCCUCUUCUGCCCAACCAGCUGCAACAGCAGCAAUAGCUUCGUCAAGUUCACAAACAGUAGUGCAAGAUUCUGCUAGAUACAGAUGUCAGAUUUUCUCAUACCGAGAACUCGCCAUUGCGACUAACAGCUUCAGGGAAGAAUCUUUGAUCGGAAGAGGUGGAUUCGGAGCUGUGUAUAAAGGAAGGCUAAACAAUGGAAAGAACAUAGCUGUUAAAGUGCUUGAUCAGUCUGGUGUUCAAGGAGACAAAGAGUUUCUUGUGGAAGUCCUAAUGCUCUCUCUCUUGCACCACCAAAACCUCGUGCAUUUGUUCGGUUAUUGCGCUGAAGGCGAUCAAAGACUCCUUGUCUAUGAAUACAUGCCUCUUGGAUCUGUAGAAGAUCAUCUUUACGAUCUUAGCGAUGGUCAAGAGGCUUUAGAUUGGAACACAAGGAUGCAGAUAGCCCUAGGAGCGGCUAAAGGUGGACGCAAAGCUCUUUUGCCAACAUCCGAAUGCGUUGGUAAUCAAAGUCGCUAUCUUGUGCAUUGGGCACGAACAUUGUGGGUGGAUGGCAAAAUAAUGCAGAUUGUAGAUCCAAUGUUAUUAACAAAAGGCGGUCUCUCGAGUAUCGUUGUUUAUAGAAGUAUUGAAGUGGCUAUGAAGUGUCUAACGGAAGAAGCAAACGCUAGACCAUUGAUCAGCGAGGUCGUGGACUCUCUAAGAUAUAUCGUUGAUCACAGAAUGAGGAAAGAAAGGAGCAGGCUUAGACGAGAAGGAAAUAUGGAUGGGGCGGGGACAUCGAGCUCACCGGAUGAGACGAGAAGGUUGUUUAAUGUUAGAGAAGAAGGAGAAAGUCCUGAAGAAGCUAUUGAGAGAAGGAGACUAGUCGUGGAUGAUGCUCUUACUUGGGCCGGCGUGAAUCGGCCGAGAGGGACUACGCCACCAACGCCGAGUCCAUGAAAGUGAAGAAACUUUUUUAUUUAAUUGUUUUUCAAGUUAUAUUUGGUUCAGUUUGUUGUUGGUCAUUUGGUGAGACUAUUGUUAGAAAAUAACUUUUAUUAAACAUUUAUAGAUAGU
This is a messenger RNA of Arabidopsis arenosa, 1151 nucleotides long. The record is from the annotation of a GenBank genome assembly. Lineage: Eukaryota; Viridiplantae; Streptophyta; Magnoliopsida; Brassicales; Brassicaceae.